AUGUUUAAUUCUCUAUAUCCCAACAUAGUUGUUGAUGUAUACAUUGAACAUAGGUCACUGUUUGAUGUAUUUGAUGAGGAAGGGGUAGGAAAUGAUGUAGAUAUUGGAAUUAGACAUUGUGCUAUUAUUGAGGAGAUCAAUGAUGAAGAUUUGAAUGGUUUACAGGAAAGUCAAGUAACUACUAUAUAUAGUACAAGAAAUAAUAAGCAACCAUAUUUGCUGGAGCUAAUUAAAGUUAUUGAUAAAGAGGUUGAUAUAAAUAGGGAAGAAGUGAAUGAAUGUGCUGAGGACACAAGCAAUGUAGAUAGAUUCAAUGAUAAUUUUGGAGUUGAUAGAGAGAAUGGAAGUGUUGGGAAUGGUGUGCAAAAGGAGAAAUCAGCAGACCAUGGUGAUGUAGAGAAUGAUGGUGUUGAGUUUGAUUAUGCACCAUCUAAUGAACUGUUGAGCAUAGAUGGUUCAUUAUUAGAUGAAGAUAGUAAUAAUAGGAGAAUGUCAAAGCAUCCUGAGUUUAGGGCUGAGAGGACUAAUCCAAGUUUUGGGGCUGAUCAAAGUUCUGGGACCAGUCCAAGUUCUGUACAAAGAGCUGCAAAGAGAAUUGGGAAUAGGAGUGGAAACACAGCUUCUGCACAGAGAGCUAGGAAUAGGAGUGAAAACACAGCUACCAAAGAAAAUGUUGCAAAUGCAAGUGUUAGGGUUGGAAAAGGUGUUCAGUUACAUAAGAGAGAAAAGUUACAGGCUAGAUCACAUAUAGCGGGAGCGGGAGCAAGAGUGCGAGCGCGAGAGUAG
Ilex paraguariensis (yerba mate) is the source of this 786-nucleotide messenger RNA. The record is from the annotation of a GenBank genome assembly. NCBI's taxonomy places the organism in Eukaryota, Viridiplantae, Streptophyta, Magnoliopsida, Aquifoliales, Aquifoliaceae.